Molecule: messenger RNA, 2881 nt
Organism: Malaya genurostris
Lineage: Eukaryota; Metazoa; Arthropoda; Insecta; Diptera; Culicidae
Product: thymidylate synthase
Exons: 4
Coding region: 85-1035 (316 amino acids)
Biological process (GO): dTMP biosynthetic process
Cellular component (GO): cytosol; mitochondrion
Molecular function (GO): thymidylate synthase activity
Source: RefSeq, a predicted model, not a curated record
UGCUAAUGAAAAACGCGGGAAUGUGCCUUAGUGAUCGUAUGUGCAAAAAUUUAUGAAAACUUUCUUGAAAAAAUACAUAAAGUUAUGGCUAAAACACACAGCGAUAUCAAUACAGUGGAAUUAUCUCAAAGCGGAAAUAGCCAAUCGCAUACGAGAAACGAUUCUCAAAACGAAGAUGAAUUGCAGUAUCUACAUUUAAUUCGUCGUGUGUUAUCGAACGGAAAUAAGCGUGUGGAUCGCACCGGAGUUGGAACGAUGUCCCUUUUUGGUACUCAAAUGCGGUAUAAUUUAAGGAACAACACAAUGCCAUUACUCACAACAAAACGUGUGUUUUUCCGAGGUGUUGCUGAAGAACUACUCUGGUUUAUUCGAGGAAGUACAAACGCAAAGGAAUUGCAGGCUAAAAACAUACACAUUUGGGACGGGAACAGCAACCGAAAGUUUCUGGAUUCAGCUGGUUUUACUAACCGCGAAGAAGGAGACCUUGGUCCAGUGUACGGGUUUCAAUGGCGCCAUUUCGGUGCGAAAUAUACAACAUGGAGCGAUGACUAUACAGGACAAGGAAUUGACCAAUUAAAUGAGGUCAUAAAUCGCAUUCGAACUAAUCCCACCGAUCGGCGAAUCAUAAUGAGUGCUUGGAACCCGAUAGAUAUUCCACAAAUGGCUUUACCACCAUGUCAUUGCUUGGCGCAGUUCUAUGUAGCAGAUGACGAAUUGUCAUGCUUAUUAUACCAACGAUCUGCUGAUAUAGGCCUUGGUGUGCCAUUCAAUAUUGCAAGUUAUGCCUUACUGACACAUAUGAUUGCUCACAUCACUGGACUGAAGGCAGGCGACUUUAUUCACACUAUGGGUGAUACACAUGUGUAUCUGAAUCACAUCGAUCCUUUGAAGGAACAAUUAACUCGAGCUCCAAAAAAAUUUCCUACUUUGCAUUUCAAGCGUGUGGUCAAAUCAAUAGAUCAAUUUCAGUAUGAAGACUUCGAUAUUCGGGAUUAUGACCCGUAUCCACCAAUUAAAAUGCAAAUGGCGGUUUAAGUGUUUUUUUUUUGUAAUGAUGAAUUUCGAUGAAUUGUUUAUUAUUAUUAUUAUUAUUAUUAUUGUAAAAUCAGCAGACACAUUGUAGUCCCUCCCAUGGUUGGUGGGCUUGACGGUAUUGCAAACAUCAUCAACUACAAUCAAUUAGCGUUACAAUUUGAUAAAGAUAUGUGUUACAGCUUUUAGCUUCAUUAUUGAAUUAAAUGAAUAAGAUAUGGAACGAGUUGAAUAAGAUGUUGAUUGCAUUACGCUCCAACAUCCGGGGUUGGAGAGGCCAGUAGGACUUAAUUGAGCUCUAUUUUAUGUUUUAUUUUCAUACUACCGGCACUUAUAACCAGUGCAUAAAACGGGCCAACUGCAGUGUGGAAAUUAAGUGAAGUGAACGUAUCCCAAUUGGGUUUCACAAGAUGAUGAAACGUAUCGCUUCUAUUGGCUUUCGGAGAAAUAAAGAUCACAUCACUAGCUGUUGAAGUCUCAAGCAAUAAUGACUGCUUUUACUCUGCUCUAUAUUUUGUCUCUUCCUUGUGUUACUCAUGCGUUACGUCUUGUGUUGACGUUUGCAGUGGUAUGACAGUUCUUUCCUUUUAAGUUAAUGCUAUCAAACAGUCCUUAUUAAACACGAAAGCUGACAAUAAUCAGAUAACAGAAAUACACUAUUGUUCUUAAAAUACUAAAUUAAAUCUAUAAUUCGAAUCCAAUUCCCCUGGGCGUUAGCACAACCUUGAGACAGAUUGAAUGAUGCCGUCACGGUCCCAUGGCUUGUCUGUAUCCUUACUCAAUGGAGAAGGAUGCACACUAAUGGUGCCAUUGGUAAUGUCUGACAAGAAGAGGCAACAAUACACAGAAUGGGAACAAUAAAAUGGAUAUGUUCCUCUUUCUGAGUGUGCCAAACUUGUCAGACAUUGUCCAUGCUACAACAAAUACUGCACUUUGAUCUAGGGUAGAGAAGCGAUCUACUAAUUAAGUUUGAUUCCAGUUGGUUUUAUGAUGACGGAAUCAUAUACUCAUAUACGCCAGUGUUCAGUUGGUCAACCUAGGCUAGUUCGUCAGGCGUGGAAUUGAUAUUGUAUAUCCUGGAUCCAUAAAUGGGCCCGGUUCAGAAUUUGCGCUAUUCAGCUGCCCGACCGGUAAACCCACGAAAAAAUUAAAAAAAGGAAAAAAAGUAUUACUACAGCAUGUUUACCCUCCCAUUGGUGGGCUUGACGGUAUUGCAAACAUCAUCACAUACAAUCAAUUAGCGUUACAAUUUGAUAAAGAUAUGCGUUACAGAUUUAGCUUCAUAAUUUAAUUAAAUAAAUCAGAUAUGGAAAGAAUUAAAUGAAUAAGAUGUUCAUUGCAUUACGCUUCAACAUUCGGGGUUGGAGAGGCCGGUAGGGCUUAACGGAGCUCUUUUUUAUGUUUUAUUUUCAUACUACCGGGCCUUAUUACUAGUGUAAAGUGGAAAUUAAGUGGAAUGAACGUUUCCCAAUUGGGUUUCACACGAUGACAACAAAUGAACGGUAAAUCGAGUCCAUAUUUGACGUUUAUUGGUGGUUUGUGUACAAUGGAUUACUGUGGAAUGAGAUAGAAUAUUGUAGAAUAGAACGAAAUAAUAAUGACUUAACCAAUGAGCAAACCACUGAUAGCUGUCAAACGAUGUUCAUCCAGUUUGCAUUGUGAGGAUGUAUCGUUUGGGACCUGAUGGGUGAGAUGAUGUGUGAGUGAAAUGUAAGAGUAAGUGCAUGCAAAAAUGGUAAAGGCCACCGUUUCAGCUCAGGACUAACGAUCGACCAUUAGAAGCGAUAGAAAUUGGGUAACGGUACCCCCAUUCAUCUCAAAUCCAUUAGAACGAACGAGAACCAUUAGU